Lactuca saligna is the source of this 366-nucleotide messenger RNA. The record is from the annotation of a GenBank genome assembly. Lineage: Eukaryota; Viridiplantae; Streptophyta; Magnoliopsida; Asterales; Asteraceae.
AUGGAAAGCUACGAAAGCAGAGGAUUGGCGAUUCAAAGCUUCACGAGGCUUGCAGGCGACAUUCGCCGAUCGAAUGGCGAAGGGAGGUCGUCGACACUGGGGCCGGAGAGGCUGAAGAAACGAAGCUUCAAUCUCCUUGUCCGGCUGCGAGAUUUAGGUGGGUGUUUUGUUGGUUGGUAUUGGCAGCAAGAAGAUGAAGAAAGGUGGUGUUUGGUUUGCUUAUUCGACAAAAGAAUGGAGAAGGACGAUGGAGGCUUGAAGUCCAUUUCUUUUGACCGAUUUCACAUGGACAACACCUCCAGUGGAGUUGUUCUUGACUGGAACGAAGGAGAAGGAGAAAGAAAACCGGAUGUUGUUAUUUGGUGA